AAUUGUGAUUUGUGUUCUUUUUAGGCUAUGUCCUUUGUUGUUGUAGAUUUGUCGCCCAAUUAAAUAUUUAAGAUAGUUGUUGUUAAAUACUAAUUUUCUCAUUGGCCCUGUCCGGCAACUUUUGGUGGAUUAAAUAGUAUCUCAUACAUUGGCAUGACUUGUCUUCAUGUAGAAAAGCUGAGUGUUAUAGAUCAGUAAUCAAUAGAUCGAUUGACUAUUUUAAGCGCAGAUUUAAGAAUAUUCAACAAAUGUGCUCCAUCUCUCUUUGACGCGUGCUCAUGACUGACGGGUCUAACUUUGAUCCUGACAUGUUAUCAAACUAUGACCAUAAUAAUUUUAUUGUUGCCUGGCUUCCGAUCACAUAGAUUGUACCAUCAAGGUGUGCAUUUGGAUGUUAGGGCAGACCCUGGAUUGUGUAGCGGCAACACGACUCGCUGUGGUAGUAGUAAAAGGAAGCUGGCGUGUUUACUUUUUUGGGAAGGGGUGUCCUGGUGAUAAAGCAUUAGGUAAUUAGCCUAUCUGAGCCUGCAGACUGAGUGACGCCAGGCUCCAUAAAGCCAGCAGCGGCAGACUGAUGCCGCAUUGAGCUUGUGCGCUUUUGCUGUCAUUGUAAACCCCCAGCUGUCUGUUUGUCUGCGGUGAACCAGUGUCGGCAUGGGACAUAAUAUGGAUGAUUGAAACUCAACCUGGAUUUCUGACUGAGUGAGGAAUAACCUUCCCUGCAGGAGGCUUCGAAUCCAGAGCCGCCGGACCCGUUCUGUGCCAACACAGAGAGGGGAUUUAGGUGUUUGCGCUGCACUGGCAGGAGUUUAACUCCUCCGCCAGCUCUGCUCGGAAGCAACAGUGGAAUACAAAAAAAGCAGCCUCUGUUUACACAGACUCAUCGUUCUACCUCUUCUGUCCUUACCUCUGUCCUGCCUUCUCAUUAUUUGCCUCCUCACUCCCUUCCUCAAGGGACCUUUAAAUCCCUUUUACAGCACCCAUCAGCUGAUCUCGCCACCCAUUUGCCCAUCUCAUAAUGAACUCCUCUGCCUCCAUUACAUCCCUAUUCUCCUUCACCAGCCCGGCAGUGAAGCGCCUGCUUGGCUGGAAACAAGGGGAUGAGGAGGAGAAGUGGGCAGAAAAGGCUGUGGACUCUCUAGUGAAGAAACUAAAGAAGAAGAAAGGGGCAAUGGAGGAGCUGGAGAGAGCCCUCAGCUGCCCGGGGCAGCCCAGCAAGUGUGUGACGAUCCCUCGGUCGCUGGAUGGCAGGUUGCAGGUGUCCCACAGAAAGGGUCUGCCCCACGUCAUCUACUGCAGGGUGUGGCGCUGGCCCGACCUGCAGUCCCACCAUGAGCUGAAAGCCCUGGAGUGCUGCGAGUUUCCAUUCGGCUCCAAGCAGAAGGACAUCUGUGUUAACCCUUACCACUACAGGCGCGUGGAGACUCCAGUGCUGCCACCAGUUCUGGUCCCACGCCACAGCGAGUUCAACCCUCAGCACAGCUUGCUGGCGAAGUUCAGGAACGCCUCCCUGCACAACGAGCCUCUGAUGCCCCAAAAUGCCACCUACCCAGACUCCUUCCCUCCGCUGCCCUGCUCCUCCUUCUCCUCCUCCCCUUCCUCCUCCCUCGCCCAGUCUCCCACCUCACAGAGUUACCCCAACUCCCCCAACAGCUCGACAGAGCCCGGCAGUCCGUAUCACAUCACAGCAGAGACUCCCCCUCCUCCGUACAGCAUGAUGGAGAGCAGCCCUCCCGAAGAUGUGAAGCCCAGCAACUCCACAGAAACCAUCAAACUCACAUUUUCCGCCCCACACAGAGAUUUACGGCCUGUAUGUUACGAGGAACCCGAGUACUGGUGUUCAGUAGCUUACUACGAGCUCAACAACCGGGUGGGGGAGACUUUCCAUGCGUCAUCCCGCAGCGUAUUGGUGGACGGCUUCACAGACCCAUCUAAUAACAAGAACCGCUUCUGCCUCGGGCUGCUAUCCAACGUCAACCGCAACUCCACCAUCGAACACACACGCAGGCACAUUGGCAAAGGUUUACACCUGUACUAUGUAGGCGGCGAGGUGUACGCGGAGUGUCUCAGCGACAGCAGCAUCUUUGUCCAGAGCCGUAACUGUAACUUCCAGCACGGCUUCCACGCCACCACUGUGUGUAAGAUCCCCAGCGGCUGCAGCCUCAAGAUAUUUAACAACCAGCUGUUUGCCCAGCUCCUCGCCCAGUCUGUAAACCACGGCUUUGAGGUCGUCUACGAGCUAACUAAGAUGUGUACCAUCCGCAUGAGCUUUGUUAAGGGCUGGGGUGCUGAAUACCAUCGUCAAGAUGUGACCAGCACCCCCUGCUGGAUUGAGGUACAUCUGCACGGGCCCCUGCAGUGGCUGGACAAGGUCCUCACACAGAUGGGCUCCCCGCACAACCCCAUCUCGUCUGUGUCAUAACACGAGCGCACGCACAGUUUAGCGUGUGCUCGUGGUCCCCCGCACAGGUAGUCGUAGAUUCUGUAUGUUCUGUAAUGUACAGGUUUUCUGUUCUAUGGUCACUCUGUUGACAGUUCAAAUUACAAAAAUAUGUUACCCAGAGCUUUGUCACAUUAUGCUGCAUAACUGAAACACAUGAAAGGUUGAAUUUCAUGUGGAUAAUGAAAAUUCAUUCACUGCUCAUGCAGUUAACUUAUCGAGUGUUCCUUAAUUUCAAUCAGCCUAUGAUAAAGCAUUUAUCCUCUGUUUUCAAUGGGACAUCAACUGCACUCCAAGACAAGAAAAAAUGGGAUAUAUUUAUAGGUACUCAAAGACUUAUGUGUUAUGUUAAAUGUUAUUAUGGUAGUAUGUACUGUAUUUCCAUGUGUUGAUUCAUGUUUGACUGUGUGUACUGGUUGCUUUAUACUUGUUCCAUUAAAGUCGUUUUUUCUUUAA
Dicentrarchus labrax (European seabass) is the source of this 2896-nucleotide messenger RNA. It is a transcript of the gene smad9, whose product is annotated as SMAD family member 9. Lineage: Eukaryota; Metazoa; Chordata; Actinopteri; Moronidae. Gene Ontology annotation, cellular component: heteromeric SMAD protein complex. Gene Ontology annotation, biological process: regulation of transcription by RNA polymerase II; transforming growth factor beta receptor signaling pathway; anatomical structure morphogenesis. Gene Ontology annotation, molecular function: RNA polymerase II cis-regulatory region sequence-specific DNA binding; I-SMAD binding; DNA-binding transcription factor activity, RNA polymerase II-specific. The record is from RefSeq and is a predicted model, not a curated record. The coding region runs from base 1019 to 2422 and encodes 467 amino acids. The transcript has 8 exons.